AUGGCCUCCCAAACCCCUGCCGUUGUCAUGGACAACGGAACUGGGUUUUCGAAACUGGGCUUCGCCGGAAAUGAUGCCCCGUCCUUUGUUUUCCCCACGGCCAUUGCUAUGAAAGGUGCUGGCGGCGGCGCUGCAGGAACAGGCUCAGGAAGACCGGCGGUUGCAAAUAAACCCUCAUAUCUCACUGGCGGUGCAGGACCAAGUUCCAAUCUGGCCGGCAAGCGGGGCACAGAAGACCUCGACUUCUUCAUUGGAGACGAAGCUCUUGCUGCUUCGGCUGGUCCUGGCUACAGCAUCAACUAUCCCAUCAGACAUGGGCAGAUCGAGAACUGGGAUUACAUGGAACGUUUCUGGUCCAACUCCAUUUUCAAAUACCUGCGAGUUGAGCCGGAAGACCACUAUUUUCUCCUGACAGAGCCGCCUCUGAACCCCCCCGAAAACCGGGAGAACACCGCCGAGAUCAUGUUCGAGUCCUUCAACUGCGCGGGUCUCUAUAUUGCCGUACAAGCCGUUCUCGCAUUGGCCGCUUCGUGGACGUCCUCCAAGGUGACCGACCGAUCUCUCACCGGCACGGUCAUCGAUUCUGGAGACGGUGUCACCCACAUCAUUCCUGUUGCUGAAGGAUACGUUAUUGGUUCGUCGAUCAAGAGCAUACCGAUUGCCGGGCGGGAUAUCACAUACUUUGUGCAGAGCCUGUUGCGGGACAGAGGAGAGCCGGACAGCAGCCUCAAGACAGCAGAAAAGGUCAAGGAGGAAUACUGCUAUGUCUGCCCCGACAUGGUCAAAGAGUUUGCACGCUAUGACAAAGAGCCCGACCGGUUUCUCAAGCACACCGUGACCCAGCCCAACGGUAGGUCUGUCACCGUUGACGUUGGAUACGAACGAUUCCUGGCCCCCGAGAUCUUCUUCAACCCUGAAAUCUAUUCUUCGGACUUCCUCACUCCCCUCCCCACGGUGGUCGAUGGCGUUAUCCAGUCGUCCCCGAUCGACGUCCGAAGAGGGCUCUACAAGAACAUUGUCCUGUCUGGUGGUUCGACCCUGUACAAGGAUUUUGGUCGGAGGUUACAGCGAGAUAUCCGACACUUGGUUGACGCUCGCAUCCGAGCAUCGGAGGCUCGGAGCGGUGGAGCCAAGAGUGGUGGUCUGGAGGUCCAGGUGGUCACCCACAAGCGACAGAGGCAUGGGCCGUGGUUUGGUGGCAGUCUCCUGGGUCAAACUCCUGAAUUCCGAAGUUACUGCCACACCAAGGCCGAGUACGAUGAGAUAGGCCCAAGUAUCGUCCGGAGGUUCGCGUUGCUGGGAGGCCCGGGAAGCACUUAG
Molecule: messenger RNA, 1320 nt
Organism: Fonsecaea erecta
Lineage: Eukaryota; Fungi; Ascomycota; Eurotiomycetes; Chaetothyriales; Herpotrichiellaceae
Exons: 4
Coding region: 1-1320 (439 amino acids)
Biological process (GO): Arp2/3 complex-mediated actin nucleation
Cellular component (GO): actin cortical patch; Arp2/3 protein complex
Molecular function (GO): actin filament binding
Source: RefSeq, a predicted model, not a curated record